Messenger RNA from Exophiala bonariae, 1689 nucleotides. RefSeq lists its product as uncharacterized. The record is from RefSeq and is a predicted model, not a curated record. Gene Ontology annotation, biological process: cellular response to glucose starvation; protein catabolic process in the vacuole. The transcript has a single exon. The coding region runs from base 1 to 1689 and encodes 562 amino acids. NCBI's taxonomy places the organism in Eukaryota, Fungi, Ascomycota, Eurotiomycetes, Chaetothyriales, Herpotrichiellaceae.
AUGACGACCAUUCUUCAGGCUCCUCUUGCUGGGCCCUCUCAUUAUUCAUCCAGUCCUAUACAUUCGUCUUCAUAUCCUAAUCUUCCUACUCUCAACAACCCCCUCCCUUAUGGACAGGCUCAUACUCAGAAUCAAGCAUAUUCACCACACGACUAUGCUCCCAUAUACUCCGACUCGGCCCCUUCGACCGCUCCAUCAUCACCUCAGCUGACAUAUUCCAACUAUUCCAGACGGGAUUCCUAUGCAUCGACACCUGCCAGUAGCUUAUCACUCGAUCCGAGAGAUCUGAUGGAGGACGAUGAUAUGGCAUUCCCAGCGUUCGAGUCAUCUGGAGAUACCUCCAAACCUUCGGAGCCUACUCAGCAAUUGCCGUUUCAAGACGACGAUGCUACCUUGGUAUCGAGUCCUUCAAAUGAAAACGCCCCAGUUUCUUCUCGGUCGACACAGGACGACCACGCUAUUGAAGUGGAGCCUACGAGACAUGUAGACUAUCUUUCCCACGAGUGGAAAGAAGAAGAUAUUUGGCGGUCUUGGAGUUAUGUUGUUCAUCGAAGGGGCAAUCUGGCCAACGGAACACGUUUGGAGAAUGCGUCAUGGAGAUCUUGGGUGAAAGCCAAGAAUCAGCUCAAGACUGUGUCCCCCGAAGCCUUGAAUUGGUUGAAGGAUUGUGAUGUUACGUGGUUGUAUGGUCCACUGCAAACCAACACCAGUACGACUCAGUCGACCGCCAACACAUCUCCACCGCCCAGUCGCAUUUCCCACUCAUCGUCUUUUAUUUCCAAAAAACCAAUUCUGAAGAAAAAAUCGGCAUCGGCGGUCAUCCUUGAAAGGUCGAGAUCUCAACAUUCUCUUCUACAGAGGGCUAGCGACAUUAUAAGAAUUCAGCAAUCUAGCCCCGCUCAUGGUCGACCUAUACUAAGACGCGGACAUUCGGAUUUUACCCUUCCUCGUUAUGCUGAUAGCUCCGUCGCCAACACCCCUGCCGAGCAGGAUGGGACCACGCCUGGGGUAUACUCAUCCUAUAAUUUUCCAGAUGUGCCAACGCCAUCAGAGUGUAAACACGUUCUCUUUAAUGAAGAGGUCCGACAGGUGCAGGCCAUUGACUCUGAAGAUGACGACAAAAUCGAAGAAGACGAGACAACCAUAUUUGAUGAAGACGAGGACGAUGAUGGUGGACUAAUGAUGGCCCCAGCCACUAGGCCUGGCCGAGGCAGUGGACGAGCAACUCCACGUGGUAGCUUCAGCAUGGAGUCCAAAACGAUCGUACCAUUGCCCUCUACCACACUCAAGUAUCGGACUGACACGCCCGAACCUCGGGAACUCUCCAAUGGUCAAGUUGGGCUUUGGCCUCUUGGGCGCAAAUUAUCGCCUUCACCUUCACAGGAAACAUUGAGGCCUACAAGGCCAAAUCAGAAUUUCCUGAUAGAUGAUGAUCCGGAAGUCUCGGACGAACCAUGGCAACCUCAGUCCAGUUAUGGAGGGCAAUCUCCGUAUGACGACGAGGAUGAUGAAUCCGACCGAAGUCGACACAUGAGACGAACAGAAUCUGGCAUGUUCAUGCCUUACGAAGAGAAUGAUGAGGAAGAAGCAAUCAUGAAUAGUACCCUUUUCGGCCAGGCUAUGUAUGCUGUCAAUACGUUUAAAGAUAUUGCUCAUGUCGUCUGGAAUGUGGGCUGGAACCGCAAAUGA